Messenger RNA from Vanessa atalanta (red admiral), 2717 nucleotides. RefSeq names its product trichoplein keratin filament-binding protein-like. Lineage: Eukaryota; Metazoa; Arthropoda; Insecta; Lepidoptera; Nymphalidae. Gene Ontology annotation, cellular component: keratin filament. Gene Ontology annotation, biological process: apoptotic process. The record is from RefSeq and is a predicted model, not a curated record. The transcript is spliced from 9 exons. Bases 240 to 1784 code for a protein of 514 amino acids.
CGUUUGAUUUGUUUUGAUUUGAAUUUGUAUUUGUAACGCUUUUACCUCUAAGAUUAUUGUAGCAUAAUAGCAUAAUAAGAUUAACUGCGUGACUGUUAGCAAUAAUUGAAGCAAUUUCUGAGGAAGUUAUAUGAAUUUAAUUUAAUUGACUGACUGACCUCAUGCCGUCCAAUUCAGUGUCGUUGCCCACGCGUUGUUAUGAGCAAUCAUGCAAUACUUGUUAUAGUGAUAGGAAGUAAAUGACUCCAGAAUUGGAAGAGACCUUACAGUGUGCAGUCAACCGAGGUAUUUACAGGAUGUCUCGUUUAAGGCCUCAAUGGCAGUUACAAGCUUUAGCAGCACAGAAGAGAGACAAUGAACUUCGUCGUGCAGAAGAACUUAAGAAAGUGGCCAGUUACUUUGAACUUAAUACCAAUAAGUCUAGACACCAUGAACAGUGGACAACAGAAGGUUACUAUGAAAGGGCUAAUAAGGAAGCAGGGUUGCUAAGUGAAAAGAAAAUAAGAGCUGCUCAAUUGGAGGAGCGACGCAAGAAACUUGAGGCAAUGUUGUUUCAAGAAAAUCUACAGUACAAAGAGGAAUUAAAAACCCUUGCAGCGCAGCCUAAAUAUUUCAAGAAUGGGUCGUAUCUUAACAAUGUCUCUACAUCUACCUUUCAAGAUAUAAACCAAGGUAUUAGAGAAAAGGAGGAGCAACUAAGAAAACAAGAGGCAGAACUCAAACUAUACCAUGCUUGGAGAUUGAGACAACCCGAGUUGAGAGCCGCAAGCUCUUACAUUGCUAAUGGAAGAUUAAAGUCUGCUUGGAUGGAACAAAUUGUAGAAAAAGAGAUGCAAAAGAAGAAAGAAGAUGAGGACACGCGGAAAAUUCUGCAAGAAAGAGACGAGGCGCUCCGUCGUCAGAUACAGAUAGAAGAAGAGAGACUGAGAGAGAAGGAGCUACAGAUGAAAGAGCUCCGAAAUAGUCUUGAAGGACAAAUAGCAGAGUUAAGCGAAAAGGAAACAAUAGUGAAAAAACUUCGAAAACUCGAAGAGAAAGAAAGGAUGAAACUAGAAGAAUUACAAAUCAUAUCAAGUGAAAGAGAGAAAGAGCAUGCAAAGCUCGUGGCAGAAAGAGAUGUACAUAUAGUGAAUAUGGGCUUACAUAAGUAUAAGUUGAAGAGGAAAGUUAUAUCAGUUAUAAGCGAAAUUGAACUGGAUUUGAGAAUGUUGGAACAGAUGCGAAAGAGUAUUCUGAAGGAUUAUGAAAUGGAACGAGAAUUAUGCGCAAAUCACAAACGUGUUUUGGACGCGGCGCUACAGGAAUUCGAAGAGUACAGGGAUAAAGAGAGACAGAGACAGAAAAACAUCGAAACAAUGUAUGACGGUGAAGCGAGACAGAUAAACGAUAAACAGGACAAGUUGUGGGCGAAAGAACGAGAAGCUCGUUGUAACCUCAUGCAGGAAGUGGUCGAAGCUCUCAAAAAACAAAUGGAGGAGAAGAUAGAGGCUAACAUUAAAAUGCAAAAAGAAAAUGUCCUCGAACGGGAGAAGAUUCUGGAUCAAAUGGAGAACUUUCAUCAAGAAGUACAGUCUCAAGAAAGAGAUACUCAGUUAAAGAGCACAUCAUAUUCAGCGAUAACGGCUCUCCAAUCUCAGCUGAACGGUCUUCGUCUCCAGAAGGAACAAAUGGAGAAAGUCGCGACCCGGGAGGCCGAGUUGCGUGAAGCAGCCUCGCAUGAACGUUUGUUGCGUACUGAAAUCGCACGAGCUCAAAGGGAAGGAAAUACGCAGGCUUGGGCAUAAUAAUGUGAACCUUAUUUCUUAAUAGUUAAAGUGUGUUUUUUGGUGUGAUUUUAGCUCAUACAUAUUUCCUAUAAAUGAGUAAGUUUCAAAAUACGGUGCAUUAAUAAUUAAAAUAGUUAAAAAAUACAUUAUAUUAAAUACUUGAGAUAACUGAGUAGACAGAAUACCUUUAAAUUAUCUGUUUUAAAUGCAGGAAAAGAAACCUGACUGUUUUCUUAGGUCAAACUCUGACAUAAAGUGAACUGGAAUUUAACUCCAUAGCUUUUUCUUAAAAGGUGAGAAAAUCUCUGCCAAUAUUUUGGACAUUGUUUACUAAUUAUGUUAAAAAAAAAGAACUUCAAGUUUUCACUAUUGUUUAACCUUCCUUUGAUGCGUCUGCAAGAUUGUUAGCUUUAAUUUUAUGAAAAAUAUAUUCAUUACUAUAUUGACGUGAAUAGCUUGUAAUUUACAUUUCAUGCUGCUCUUUGCUGGAUUUAUUUUAUACAAAUGAUAUAAAUCGCAUAAAUAAAAAUUAUUUAAUAUAUGAAUGAAGUAUAUUUAAUUAUUUAAAUUUUAUUCUAUACUAAUAAUUGUUUCUGGUUGUGUUCAAAUUUAAACAAAGCUCUAUGUUUUAUGUAAAAAUAAAUGAAAUUUAAUAACAGAAAUGUAAGGCUGAAUAAUUGAUAUUGAUAAGAAGCUAAAUCGAUAUUAUUUAUAAGUGAUAUUGAAAACUUAUAAAUGUUACUAAGACUGCAUUUUAUUCAUAAUAUUAUAAUCUGUAUACUAUAUUGAUAAUGUAACAUAUCUGUAAUUCUAAAUUUAAAAUAAUAGGUAUUGUCGCUAUUUUACAUAGCAAUCAUUAAGUCUUCAAUUUAAUUUUUGUUGAUUGACAUGAACUUUAAUAUUAUUUAAAACAUAUAUAUGAAUUAAGUUGCGACUACUUCGAGUUGAUGU